AUGGAUCCAGCAAAGAAAGGCCAGCAGCUUGACGAGGACGACGACAUCGUUGAGCUGGACGCCGACGAUUGGGGACCGGCGCAGCAGGAUGCGCGCAACGCUGCGCUGUGGGACAAGAGCUGGGACGACGACUCUGCCGGCGACUAUGUGGGCCAGCAGAUCCGCACUGUGGCGCGCAAUCAGCAGCAGCAGCAACAGGCACCACCAGGCCAACAGCAGCAGGGCAAGGGCGGAUGA
Monoraphidium neglectum is the source of this 237-nucleotide messenger RNA. RefSeq lists its product as hypothetical. The record is from RefSeq and is a predicted model, not a curated record. The transcript has a single exon. Bases 1 to 237 code for a protein of 78 amino acids. Lineage: Eukaryota; Viridiplantae; Chlorophyta; Chlorophyceae; Sphaeropleales; Selenastraceae.